GGUUCAGUGCAGUGCAGCGAGCGCGCUUCAACUGCUAACAUAUGAUUAGAGGAGACAUCGUUUGCUCGGAAAGCUCUUCGGACGUUACGUUUUUUCGUGCGCUUACAACUUCGUGCAGAAUUCAAGAAUAGCUGGUUGAAUUUGUCCUGUGUUGUGUGCUCCCUGUCUUUCAUCUCACCAACGGUUUUUUUUAUUUAACUUCGAAAUCGAGUUUGGGUUGAUCCUCUUUUUCUUUAUUCAGGACUGAAUACUUUUUGCUCUAAACUAUACCAUUUUCUACAAGCCUCUCAAGCUAAUUGCACGGUUCUUUACUUUCUUCAGUUUUGUCAAGAUGUGUUAAUUAAAUUUGGUUAUUGAAGUGAUUUAUUGAUUGGAACUGUGAAAUGUUCAUAUUCAAUGGAUGGGAAACUGGAGGUUGGCGCUAGAGAGCAGCAGACCAGCAUUGAGCAGCUUGACAACGCAUGGCAUUGCAGCUCUCGUCAGCCGCAGAAGCAGCAGCAGCAGCAGUAGCAGCAUUGGCAGCUCUAGUCUCAGCCAGCGAUCGUGACCCGCCGACAGGCCGCAUGACGCCUUCUACACGCCUCAGCGAUCUGCAGCUGCGUUUCACACGAGAUCUGCCCGAAUGGAGACGGACCAAGCAUCACUACCUCUGUCAACGGACACAGUUACCUUACAGAACAAUAAACGCUUUGAAACCGACGAUCAUGACGACGAAAGUGUACCGCUCAGUGGUGUGUGUGGUGACAAUGUAAGUGGUGAGUCGCGUGUGUGUCGCUCGCCAGUCGCUGCGAUCCGCGCCGCCGAGCGACCCAAGAAUGUGCGCAUCUCUUCGUCCGCUUCCAGCCUUAUACUUUCCUCGCGUCGCGGAUCCAUCGUUUCGCCUACGAUCGGCGAGUCUAAACUAACAGGUCACAAGCCAUUAUCGAAUGGCAAGCCAAGCAGCGGCGGUCACCAUGUACAGUUCCACCAUAGCACAGCAAACGGCAACGUCACCUCGUCCGACGCGUCCGGGGGCGGUGCGGGGGCGGGAGGGCCGGGGGCAGCCUCCUCCAACUCCUCUUCCUCCUCCUCCUCUGAUGACGAUGACUCUUCUUCGGGUCAGUUCUCGGAGGCGCGCGCCCCCGACGGCGGCUGGGGUUGGAUUGUUGUGUUCGCUGCGUUCAUGGUAAACCUUAUCGCCGAUGGAGUGACGUUCUCGUUCGGGGUGAUCUUCGUCGAGUUCCUUCACUACUUUGGCGAAGGCAAGAGCAAGACGGCUUGGAUUGGAUCACUAUUCAUGGCGAUGCCGCUGCUGUCCGGCCCUGUUGCCAGUUUUCUCACCGACCGCUAUGGCUGUCGCCGCGUCAGCAUUGUGGGCGGAGUGCUGGCUGCAACCGGUUUCAUCAUCUCCUCCUUCUCCAACUCGAUGGAGAUGCUUUUUCUGACAUUCGGCGUCAUUGCCGGUUUCGGCCUGUCGCUCUGCUAUGUUGCAGCCGUUGUCAUUGUUGCCUACUAUUUCGACCGCAAACGCUCCUUUGCCACCGGAUUGUCUGUCUGUGGCAGUGGAAUCGGGACGUUCGUGUUCGCGCCGGUGACCCAGUUCCUGCUGGGAGAAUACGGGUGGCGAGGCACCACGCUCAUCCUGGCCGGCUUCUUCCUCAACCUGUGCGUGUGUGGCGCCCUCAUGCGCGACCUCGCCUGGACCAAGGCUAAUGCGCAGAAGAACCUGCGCAAGCGACGCCGCAGACAGCAGCGCAUGCGCGCCAACACUGAUGACUCAGGCUCGGUGAACAGCGCUCCAGGUGGCGGCGCUCAACAACUGCCCGCCUCUGUGCCCAGUGUCGACGAGCUCAGGCGGUUGCUGCAGAGGCCCAGUUUCGCCUCUCCAACCGACUCGACGACGGACGACGCUGUGCUGGGUGGUGGCGGUGCUGGCAAAGGCCAGGACGAGGACUGCGAUGGGGGAGGAACGCAGCGCAUGUGCUCAUCGCUGGUGCACUUGCCCACAUUCGUGCGCAACGGCGAGCGAGUACCAUUAGAGGUGCUCGAGAAGCUGGCCUUGCAGCGGCAGCUCUACGCACUGCUUCUACACAACUAUCCAUCGCUGCUCAUCUCAUCGCGUAGCUUCAGCGAUAGCGGUGCGCUCAGGGAGGGCCUACAGAGCAGUCCCAGUCACUGCGGAACCGGCAACGACCUGCUAGGAAGGCUGGUGUCGAACAAAGACCACCCUCUCCCUCCCCCACUGCCCCUCACCGAGAAGCUGCUCUCAUCGGGCGGUGAGUCGACCACUCAGGCUGAGGUGACCAGUCCCUCCUCGGAGGACCAGUCGCCGGACAAGGCAGGCGACGCUGAGGAAGUGACCUGUCCCUCCGCAGAAGACCAGUCACCGGACAAAGCAGGUGACGCUGAAGAAGUGGGGUCAGGCAACAGGCAGCGAGGCGACAGAGAGGGAGCGAGCCGUCACGAGGAUGGGUCGAGCGUGUUCGACGAGGCACCCACCUCGCAGUCGCAGCACUACACCAACCAGCUCUGGAUGCUCAAGAAACAUCACAAGAGUACAAAGCAGCUGCCGACCGCCGCUUACCUCAAGGAUCUGCGUAUGCACAGGCAUUCACUGACAUACCGCAACGCGAUGCUGAACAUCAACAGGUACCGACUGAGGGCGUCGUCUUGCCCCGACAUUUACAGAAACUCCAUGACGACGAUAGCCAAGGAGAAGGCUGAAUGGUACGCGGGACUGUGGGAACUGUGGUUCCUGCUGACGGACAUGCUGAACCUGUCGCACUUUGCCAACGUGCGCUUCCUGCUGUUCGCCAUCUCCAACUUCCUGCUGUACACGUGGUACGACGUGCCCUACGUCUAUCUGGCCGACAACGCCCUCGAGCUCGGCUUCACUGAGACUGAUGGCUCCUAUCUUAUCAGUAUUAUCGGCAUUCUCAACAUGCUCGGCGAGAUAGUGCUAGGAUGGGCCGGCGACAAGCCAUGGGUGAACCCUGGCAUUGUGUACGCAAUCUCGAUGGCACUCUGCGGCGUGUUCGUGGCACUGGUCCCCCUGCUGCGCAGCUUCAGCCUGCUGGGCGUGGUGUCGGGUGGCUUCGGCCUCUUCAUCGCCGCCAACUACUCUCUCACCUCCAUCAUACUCGUCGAACUCAUCACGCUCGAGAAGUUCACCAACGCCUACGGCCUCCUGCUACUUGUGCAGGGCGUCGCCAACCUCGUUGGCCCUCCGCUAGCAGGCUGGCUGUACGACAUCACUGGAAGCUACAACCUGUCGUUCUACCUGGCGGGGAUAUUUAUCGCAUUGUCGGGCGCACUGUUGGUAGUACUGCCAAUCGUUGAGAAGUUCCGUCGGUGGCGGCAGGGCAGCCAACCAUCAGACAAGGAGACCGAGCGGAUAGCCAAUCACGUUUAAGUUUCUAUUUUAAAACAUUUCUAGUACCUAAAUAGAUCAUUAUGACAGUAUGAUUUCUCUGCAUGCGAGGGAUUGUUAAUUAGAUUAAGCCAUUACAUAGACAGGACAAUCUACUAGUAAAAAUAUGCUCUAUUAAAUAAUUAGUAUUGUUGAACAGACAUCGUGGUAAGUUAUAUUGGCUAGUGAGAAAUAAUAUUAGUAGGAAUAUAUUGGAGGAAGCCAGUGCUAUCGAGCCAACUACUAGUAUUGACAAUUUCUCUCUAUAGUUUAUUUGUAUAUUUACAAAACAAUAAUUAUAUUAUUAUGUUCCAAGUAAUGUACAAUAAUUUUAAGUUGCUUCUUUAAAAAUAUUUUAUCACCUAGUUUUAUUUCAUCACUCUCUCAAAGUGAUUUGUUAUUCCAUUUUCAUGCCAUCAUUUCUACUAAGGUAGGGUAAUUGGUUUGUUUUAUGCUUAGUAACUUGAAGGCGAUUUCUGUCCUGCUCAUUGGUCAGUUUUCAAUGUUAAUUUUAUGUAGAAGUUUAUUUGAAUUCGCUUCCAAGUGGAUGUAAUUGUUAUAAUCUUGAUAAAAUAUUAUUUGAAUGACGUUCACUAGGAUGUUUUCACUAGUGAGAAAAAUGAUUUGAUUUUAAAUUAUUUGUUCGCCUACAAAUGACGCAUGACCUUUACCUUAACACUACCCUAAAUAUAAAAAAGAGAAAGGGUCACUGAUUUUCAGAAAUGCUUACUGGAUCUUCAAGAUGAGAUCAGAAAUUCAAGACAACGAAGUUUCUUGCCUUUGAAAUUGCUAUAAUGGUAGCAUGAUUUUUCCAGUGACUCAGCGCCAUCUUGGAUUUUGGCUCCCAGUUCCAUCUUGAAGAUACAGUAAUAUUUUGUGUGACUCAGUGUCCGUCCUUCCGCUCUCUCAAUUUCAUUUAAAACGAUGCAACAGAGAUGAUCCAGAGAUGAAAAUUAACUUGAUUUUGCGCGAAUGCAUUGUGACUUAUGCUCCCUCAGAUUCAUUACGAAGAUAUAGUGAGCAUUGAAAGUGAACGGUAAAAGGCAAGUGCUGCCUGGUCAUGAGAUCGAAUCGCGACGUGCCAUGGAUGUUGGAUUUAUCUCACCUCAUUACCCAAACACAAGUAAAAUACUAGUAAAAAAUGAAUAAAUGUACCACUACACUAACAAAUAAAAGACUUUCUGAAGUCAGGUAGAAGACGUAUUUUGGAAAUGCUCAUAGAGAUGUGAAAUGUUAAUGGACAUAAGGCGAUUUCACUGAAAUUCGGAUGCCAGAUAUGCCACUAAUGGAUGCCACUAAUAAUACCAUGGAUAUAACAUAAUUUGGAUGCCACUCAGACAUAAAACUACUUAAUAUUGCAAUAUUCCCCUCAAUGUUUUUAUUUCCCCCUUUGUUUUCGGACCUAAAAUUUCAAGUUGGCUCGAUACACUGGUCUUUUAUAUUCAAAUCAAAGUGUUCUUUAAAUAUUUAAUUCAUUGACUAUAUUGAUAAUAUUUACUCGAGUUCAUUGACUAUGAUAUAAAUAUAAUAUUCAUAGGUAUUGUCGGUAGGUUGUACGGAGUAGAAGCGUUUCCAUUUUUACAUUACUUUAUAUGAGUUACAAAGAUUCUGCGGAUUUUAAUAAAACAUAUUUUUCCUUGUUCAUUGUUUUCGUGACAAUUGCAUUUCAAUUGAUUUUUGUUGAAAUCUUCAUUGUUUCAUAUUACAGUAUUGCAAAGUAUACAAAAAUAGAUGUAUACUGUAAUUAGUUGAAUAUUAAUUUAUACAUUGAAAGCCUUUAAUAGAAAGUUUAAAGAAUAUGCAUUGGACUUUAGGGAGUAGAAAACGUCUCUGGUAAUAUUUUAGCUCCCAGAAUAGAAUGACUCAUCAGUUGUGCCUUUUGUUAUAUGUGAAUGAAUCGAUCUUGUAUUAGUUCAUUUCCAUCUGUGAGCAGUUUAUCCAAUCGUAUGAGUUUUUGACGCAAAUAAUUUGCAUUUUUAUGGUACUGAUAUGAGAUUAUUAACUAAGAAAAUAUAAUAAUGUAGUUCUCUAAUAAUUAACUUACAAAACUUACAAAUAAAUUAGCAAUAUUGCAAUAAUUCUAUUUAUAUAGUUAGUCAGGCCCAUAUUCAGCUAAUAUUCAAGAUUAAUUCUCAAUCGUUGAAUAUUUUUUAUAUAUUGAUUUUGUUAUCUAAAUAUAUAAAAUAACCAAGGUCUUACAAGGUUUUUAUAGACCUUGAUAUUACUUUGAAAUUGAUUUUAGUUUCCACCUUGAUUAUUUCAUUUGUACGGCAACUAUUAAUUAUUCAAUCCCCAAAUGUUGCUGGAAAUCGUACCAUAUUUUCGGAUCAUCUUAUGUUAAUAACAGCAAAAUAGAAUAUUAUUUUAGAAAUAUAUAUUUGUAAAGUUUUCAAUUAUAUACAGUAUUAAAUCUGAAUAUGGGAUUGUCUAAAUCCAAUAAACGGUUCUCAAUUUGCCUUUUAGUAGAUUAUAGUGAUGAUAAACCGAUUUAAUAUUAUUAGUUAGUGAUAAGUAGCCUAUAUUAUUAUAUUGAAAACUAGUGGAAUAUGUAGGAAAAUCUAACAUUUUAUAGUAUCAAAUUCUAAACUCAUCAUUCAUAGGGAGUUCAAAUAAUUGAUCAACAUUAUCUUAGUCAAAAUAAUUCUACAAAAACAAUAACAUAUAUUCAAUAUUAAUAAUCUAGUUCGCUCCACAAUUUUAAAAUAGAAAUUGUAGUUUCAAUAGCAAGUUCAACUAAUACAAUUGAAAAUUUUAAAAUACUCUAAAUUCCUGCAACUCAACUUAAUUAUCAUUUGAGUCUUAUUAAUAGAACUUGAUCAAUAAAUAAAAUUUGCUCGAUAAAAUUUUGAACAAUCUAUUGAAUCAUUCGAUUAUUGACUAGGAUAGCUAUUAAAAUAAUAUAGUUUUUGCAGCGAAUUGCGAUGGUAUCGAAUUGAAUAAAGAGAACUGAUAUGAUUAAAAUAAAAUUCAAUUUAAUUUUUGGCCAAUGAACAAUGGUAUUCAUCUAUUAAUGAAGAGGUUCCUGUAGAGGAUUUUUCUCCUGAUAACACUUUAAUUGAAGAUCACUUGAUUUAGCUCUUGAGAUCAAGCAAGAUCUUCAAAUUAACAUUACCGGUAUUGUUACGAAACAUAUAUUGAAACGUACAGUAUAAUCGAACAGAAAGCUUGGAGUAUGUUUUCUUUGUAUUAUAAUUCUCUCAUUAUUACAGGUACCUUAAUUACUUCCCUUUUAGUGAUAACUAAUUUUAAAUAUCUAUCUGGGCUACCUGACUAUAUGUUUCUAAUGAAAUAUCAUUUCUCAAAACAUUAGAAUCCUGAACCUUGGUUUUCCAGGCCAGCUUUUUGUACUUGACAAUAAAGGCAGCUAUUAAUUUAAGCUCUGUACGAAAUAACUGUGACGUGAUAGAAAGAAUUACUGGAAUUAAUAACAAUUCUCACAUGGAAUAAGCAAAAAUUAUACACACGACACUUAUUACUGUUCAUUCAUUCUAUAUGAAUUGAUAAUAAUUGGUUAUUGUUUUAGUGUGACUAAAUAUUGAGUGAGUCAUGAAGGAAUUGUAGGCUUACAGUAUUGAAUGCUCAAAAUAUAGUUAUAAAAAUACUAGUUAACUAUUAAAAAAGCAAUAAAAUGUUAAAGUUUAUGCUUGAGUACUUUCUCUUUGUAGAGAAACUUCAUUUCUCAGCAAAUCACUUUCUCCUUAUAGUUUUCACAUCUUCGACGUUUCAAUGAAAAUAUUUCUUGUUAGAUCAGUUUCAUUUUUAUUCUUUCACUUUGAGAUUUUUUUAAUAAUUGAAUACAAGAACUUACUUAAAUUUCUAAGAACUUGAAAAAAAAAAUUGAAUGGUUUGUAUAUAGCCGUGUCCUCACUGAACAAAUGUUCGACAUGAAUGUACGGCAAACAUGUUUGUUGAGGGGCUCAGGGACAAUCAUUUUAAAAAGUUUGGACAAUCAUUGUUUGUAAACAAGAAAUUACUGUUUUUCCAAACAUUUUCAGUGUUUGCUGUAAAACAUAAAACCCUUUUCUCCCCACUUACAAAUAUUUUGUUUGGUGACGUGUCCACACUGGCCACGGGCAAUCAUUGUUUGUCAAACAUAAUAAAAUUUACCCAAACUGUUUCAACAAACAUGUAGGCCUUGUCGAAAAAUUUUUCAGUGCCGACACGGCUUAUUAAUUACAAGUAACUUCGAUGAAACAAAACGAUCUUUUGAAAUUGAUCUUACAAGAUAAAAUCCAUUCAGAGAAACAUUAUUAGUUGUCAUGAAUUGUUAUACAUUAUCACGUUCUUCUUCCAAAACACCUUGAUUAGUGUGUUAUAUUGUUAAUCCUAGUCAUAUGCAGUCAGUUUCAUUUUCUUGUUAAGCUUAGAGAACACAGGAGGCGCGCUGUGCAUGAGCCGUGCACGAGCCGCGCCCUUCUCAAACAGAGGCCGGCGUUUCCGGUGUGCGCAUUCUAAAUUACAUAGAUGCUAUGUUUCCUACCAGAGGCGCGCUGCGGUCUGCCUCCUGUGUGCUUUGAGCUUUACACCUUUCGCACAUCGGAUGAGACAAAACAUUUCUGUCAUAAGCUACUCUGAGUAUUAAAUAAAUUUAAUCGUUGGUAUUACUAAUUCAAUGUAAUAUAUUGAAUAUUACUAAGUCGAUUGUGUUUUGAAACAUUUUUUCAAAUUUUGGCCAGUUUUAAUAUUCCAAAUUAAACUGUAAGUACCAUGAUAAUUAGCCAACAUCCUUUAAUCGAUUAUUUGUUAUAUUCAAAUAAAAAAUUAUUAAUAUAAUAUCUAUUAAAUUUCAAUAAAUAAUUGCUUAUCAUUUUUGCGUGUAUUAAUAAUAAUGAAUUGAAAGAAAGUGAGAAUAUCUGACAGAAAUGUUUAAUUAUAUUAUGAAGGUGGCCUGUCUCAUUCGGUGUGCAUCUAUUAUCAUACAAUUGAAACUAUCCCACAGAACCUGCCCCUAUAAACAAAUAAAAUAAACGAGACCAAAAACGAACUGACUUUGAGCUGUUAAUUUGUAAGUUUAAUUCAUAGUACAAGUCUGAAAGAAGAGUUUAUAUAGAUUUAACAUAGUGAUAAACUUCGACAAAUGAAUAGAUUAACUUUACCUGUUGAACUUUGGUAUUUGGUAGAUAUAUAUAAUAACUUUUAUAAAGUGCUUACUCCUGUCUGGAAAUAUUAUUCAUAUUCUAGUAGUCUAUAUAAUAUUAUAGUAAAUUAUUCCCUACUAGAAAUAACCAAAGUUUCAUUAGUUCCUUCAUUUGAUUAUAUCUACCUUGAGAUUAUACAAAUAUGAAUUGUGUGUAAGUGUAUGUGUAGGAGGUUGAUUAUUCUAGAGUGUUCUAGACAGACAUACUUUUUUUACUUUUUGACCAUGUAUAUAAUAUAUACUAUAUUAAUUAUUUCCUGUGAUCAAUUACCAUAAGAAGUUAUGUGAGUGUAGAUUAUAUCGAGUUUUCUAUUUUUACUGUAGUAUUGUUCAAGUGUUCUGCGUCAUAAAACUCGUUUCUUGUAUUUUUUCUAGGAGUUUUGACAUCUUCCAUUUAGCAAGUAGCUAAGUUUACGAAUUUCAAUUAUAAUAAACAAACAGUUCUUGUUAAUGCCACCGUUAAUUAAAACAAUUGGCUACCAAA
This is a messenger RNA of Nilaparvata lugens (brown planthopper), 9009 nucleotides long. RefSeq lists its product as uncharacterized. NCBI's taxonomy places the organism in Eukaryota, Metazoa, Arthropoda, Insecta, Hemiptera, Delphacidae. The transcript has 12 exons. Gene Ontology annotation, biological process: monocarboxylic acid transport; transmembrane transport. The coding region runs from base 623 to 3391 and encodes 922 amino acids. Gene Ontology annotation, molecular function: monocarboxylic acid transmembrane transporter activity. The record is from RefSeq and is a predicted model, not a curated record.